UGGCCGUGAAGAAAGUUUGUUUUUGGUCGUGAUUCCGCCCAAAAGUUCAGUUCAGUUAACAGCCAUGUCCAGCAGUUGUAAACCAAAGCCUAGGUGUUUUGGGAGCGACAUCCACAGACUGCUGCUGGCUGCUGAAGCUGGUCAGAAGGCGGAUAUUCUGAGCUACUACUCAGGUCAUCUGGGGCCUCGCAGCCUGAACCAGAGUCAACCUGACAGGGAGAAAAAGCAGUUUUUCUGGAGGAUGUCUCAGAGACAAGAAGAAACCCCUCUGACACUCCAGCAGACAUGGACAAAGGCACUGACCUAUGUAAAGAAGAAAGAAAUGAAAGAGUCUCCCCCCGAGUUCUCCACUGGCACAGCUUUAGUAGAGUCUGAAGUCUCUAGGUCAGAACAAGACCCAGCUACUGAUCGCUCAUCACAUGCAGACAGAGAAGCUAUAAGUCUACCUAAGAUAGUUUACUGUUCCCCAAACUCUUUGCCGGUCCAGCCAAGAAUUUUUUCCCGGAAAAAGUCUAACUCUUUGUCUGAUCUGGAGGGGAAACAACAAUUCUGUUCAAGCCACUCUGACCAGGAAGGCCUGAAUAAUGAGGGCCAGCUACAGAUGAAACAGCGGUUUGGCAGGCAAGUCAGAGCCAAGCAGGACCUCUGGGCUGGAAUAAAUGUUGCUGAAAUGCAUGAGAGGAAACUACAAAAGGAACUGAAGAAGCUGUCAGCGCAAAGCUGGCCCAGCAGAGACCGCCUUGUGGUGUUCAGUGACGUCUUUGAUGAUGUAUGUGAAGGCUCGCCAGUUUUUGGACGCAUCCUGAGGGAAAUUAAGACAGAUUAUGAUCUGUAUGUCAACCACAUGAUGGCUUCCCAAUCAUCAUUACAGGACAUGUCACUGAAUACUUCACUCAAAGGUCUUGGCAAUGGCAAAGUAUGGCAAAUGGAGUUAGAAGAUGCUGAAAAAGAGGUUUGCAGGCUGGAGCAGAAGGCCAGAAGAGCUCUAGAGGAGAAUAAACGAGUCCAAAAUGAAUUACAGAAUGUUCCAGCUACCACAGGCCCAGAGGACAGUGGCAUGAAGAGUACAUCUCUGUCAGGGCUGCAGGACACAGAGAUCAGCUGCACCAACAGUGUCCGAUCCAAGAGGCUCCAGGUGUUGAACACAUGUAGGGAGAUCCAACAGCUGGAGGAGGAGAUUAAGGAGAAGCUGGUGUCCACUGUUACAACCACGGCCACUGAAAGACGAAUCAAAGACCUCAAGGCAGAGAUAAUGAGACUGAUAGCCUCAAAUGACCGUCUGAAGACCACCAACAAGGAUCUGGAAAACAACAUCAACAUGGUGCUGAGCAGAGAAAAAGCAAGUAAAGCCAUAAGACGGACGCUGUGGAAGGAAAUACAUUGUGAUCUACAAACAGACAGUGAAUAGCUUCAUCUCCAAGUAAACCAGACGAUCAUUGCUCGAGAUGGAUGUUUCAAAGUCAAACAGCAUGCGCUAGAUAAAGUGCAAUGUGCAAUAAAAUGAAGGAUUAAGUA
This is a messenger RNA of Micropterus dolomieu (smallmouth bass), 1515 nucleotides long. RefSeq lists its product as uncharacterized. The transcript is spliced from 10 exons. The record is from RefSeq and is a predicted model, not a curated record. NCBI's taxonomy places the organism in Eukaryota, Metazoa, Chordata, Actinopteri, Centrarchiformes, Centrarchidae. The coding region runs from base 65 to 1408 and encodes 447 amino acids.